CUCCACCACCACCACCACCACCACUCCUUCCCUCACUGGUCCUAAUUGGGUUUUUUGGGGCGGCGGAGAGCUGUGACGCCUCUCAGCCUGAUGACAUCACCCAGCCAGUCACACACAGUCGGACCGCGGCGCGCACGGAGGAACUAGUUGUCGGAGUGGAGAGGAGCGCGGCAGUACUUCAUUACGACCAGAGCACCAGCUGGGAGAAAUAUUCACCUGUGCGCCGCCGGGACACAUUCACCAGGAUUUUUCAUUCUUUUUUUUUUUAUAUAAAAGCAGACUCCGUCUUAAAGGCGCAGCGUGGGGGGCAGUGUCUCUGUCCUGAAGACGAAACAAGUUUAUUUGAGCCUUUUUCCCCUCAAAACACUGACCCGCAUCUGAAGGGUUUCGGUCCGUACAGUUACUCCGGAGAGGCUGCUUUCGUAAAGGGGACCGUAAUCCACCAUGGCGAGACAUGACGCCCGAGACCGCUCCAGAAUGAUCGGACUGCUCUGCUUGGCCGCGUCGAUACUUGUGCAACACGGAGCGUCGGGUCAGCGGGUGAAGGUGGAGCCAGAGGUGUUGUCGUAUCCUGGCCAGACUGUGAACCUGCGCUGUGCCUUCACUGAUCCCACCGGCAUUCAGCUCACAAUGGUCACAUGGAUCUACGAGCCAAAGGAUGGAGAAAGGAUCAACAUUGCUGUGUUUCAUCCCAACUUUGAUCCCAACUACCCCAACUCACCCAUGAAGGGCAGAGUCAGCUUCACACCCAGUCCUCCAAUCCUGGCCAGUCCCUCCAUCGAGAUCAGCAAUGUCAGGAUGGUGGAUGAAGGGAAGUACAUCUGCGAGUAUGCGACCUACCCAAGUGGCAACGAGCAAGGCAUCACGUACCUGGUCAUGCUGGCUAAGCCUCAGAACUCGGCCUCCAUCGUGACAGUGGUAGCGGGCAUUAAGCAGGUCGUCGUGGCGCGCUGUGAGUCCGUGGAUGGCCGCCCCGCUGCCGAGAUCUCCUGGGUGACCACGGCCAACGGCAAUGCCACAACGGUGUCCAAGACGGGUACCGACAACACGGUGACCAUGAGCAGCGAGUACCGCAUGGUUCCCACGGCGGCAGACAACGGGAAAGACCUCAGCUGCGUGGUGGCACACAGGACCCAGGUCAAACCGGAUAGCAUCCCAUUGAAGCUAGCAGUUGAGUACCCCCCUCAGGUGACAAUAGUGGGUUAUGACAAUAAUUGGUACGUGGGUCGUACAAAUGUGGAGCUCAACUGCCAGGCGACCGGAAACCCUACUCCGUUGACCGCCCAGUGGAAGACGAUGUCAGGAGAGAAGAUUGACACGGUGGUGAUCAAAGAAAAUGUGCUGAAGGUGCUGAAGGUGGACGAUUCCGUCAACACGACUUUUGUCUGCGAGGUCAAGAACCGCAUCGGGACCGGCAGGGACCAGGUCACGGUCAUUGUCAGAGAGCCCUCAGUGAACCCAUCCAAUGCCGGCGUGGUGGCGGGAGCUGUGAUUGGCUCCCUGCUGGCCCUCCUUUUGGUCGCCGCUCUCAUCGCCGUGCUUGUCACCCGUAACCGCAGGCAACAGCAGGGUUAUCGUGGCAAUGGCGGCAGUGACAUGAAGACGCGCAUAUUUGGCGGCGGCAAGAAGGCCAGCAAGAACGGCACGGGUGGAGGCGGGGUCGGAGGCGGCAACAACAACGGCCCCAACUACGCUUACAACGAGAGCUCCACCCACCCGGGCCUCGGCGAGAAAAACAACCACCACCAGCCGCUCACCAUCGGGGGCCGGCCUGAAGAUGUUGCCACUACACCCACCGCCCAAGAUAUUCUGCUGAGCAAUGAGUUAGAUGAUGCGGAAAGGAGGAAGUUUGAUGAGCUGGAGGAGGACGAGAGGUAUGACCACUUCACCGGAGGGGCCCCCAUCCUUCAGCUUCGCCCACCGCAUGACCAGGACGAUAUGAUUGGAAAUUACAUUGAUGAUGACAUGGAGUCCCAGCGGGACGGCUCCGUCAUCUCACGGACUGCUGUUUACGUAUAGAGAAGGAAAGGAGGAAAGGAGGAGGAGAAGAAAAAAGGAGGGAUGGAGGAUUCCUCCCCGAGGAUUUUGUGGCUCAAGGGCCUCGUCCCUGGCUGAUGGAGAAGAGAAAAACAAUACCACUUUUAUUUUUGAAAAUUGAUUUGAAACAUAGCCUAUUAUUAAUCACAGUGCAGCCCCAGAUUGGACUGAAUGAACAGGUGGGUGUGGAGGGAUAUUCUGAAAAGAGCGUUGCUGUUAUCUGGUUCCUAAGAAGUUGAAAUCAAACAGAGAAAAGAAACUACUUGUCUCACACUGCUUCUGCUCAUGCUAUCGCUAUCACUGGGACCUUGACAAGGCCUCUUGACAGACAGACUAAAACGGAGGAACUGUGUAGUGUGGGAGUAGAAUAAUGGAAUCUUGAUACAAGUUUGGCUAUAGAGGCGGCAACUCACUUGCAUAUUCACUCUUAUCUUCACCAAAGCUGUAGAAGUGGAAGGGGUUGUCAAGCAGUUGCGUCUUUCCUGCUAUCUCUUGUGGGAAACCUUUUUUGUUUUGGUAAUGCAAAGUGCAAUGACAGCUGGUGGGUAGUUGGUAGCUAGUGACGGGUUGGGAGGAAGGUAUUUGAAGGUAUAGACUGUAGCGAUCAGCUGAUUUAGAGAAGAUAAACAAAGUAUUUGUCUACUGGUGAGCUUUCAUUUCUACCCUCUCUGCCUUGCUCGCAAACUUCUCUGCAAACUAUCAGCAGCAGCAGACCUGCUUGACUUAACCACAUUUAUAAAGAACAUUAGGUCCUUAUUUGCUGGCACAAAUACAAGAGCAUCCGAUUCCAACAAAGUAAGCUAGCACAGAGUUUGAGCUAGAGCUCUCAACAAGAUCUUCACAUGCAAACUUUGGUCCUGUGCCUGGAGGUAAGAGAGACGGUAAGCAAGAGAUGAGGGAGUGAGGUGUAGUCAAUCUGACAGGGUCAAGGGAGGGAGAGAGGGAUGCAGGAGGCAGGAGGACUAGAGAGGAGCAUGUCUGUUCUUUUUCUCUUCCUCCUCAUCCCCGUCUCUUCGGAGCGCUCCUGACAGGAAGAGCUUGAUUGGUAAUGAGCCGUGAAGUCGCUCGCUUAGCUGGGACCAACAGAUUGCCACCACUUAUCGUUUAUGACGUGGCGAUUGCUCCCCCCUCCCACCUCCAAUCGCUCCAUCGUUCCUCUCUCCGUCUCUCCGUCUCUCUCUCUUCAUCCCUCUCUCCCAGUGUUUAUGGGGAGUUUAUGAUUUAUCCGGUUGUGUCGAGGUCAGGGCCACAGAGAGCAGCGGGGUAUUUUACAGCUUCUGAUGUGUCAAACGCCCCACUUACUCUAUUCCAGCGAAGCGAGCCCUGACAUGCUAGGACUGACUAAUCCACCUGGAGUGACCACGUUCACUCCGCCGCAUGGACGCUAACCGUCUCCACCCACACUUUAGUAAAUGGCCGAAUGUAACAUAACCCCACCCCCAAAGCGAAGCCACGUUAUGGUCAGAUGGAUUUUCAAUGAGUUACAUGUGAUAUUUCUUUCCAUUAGCGGACGGCGUUAAAUGCAUUGAAUUGAUCGGGAGACAUAAAAGGUUGCGUCCACAGCGAAGCUCCAGGAGUCAUAUUGACUAACGGGCAACAAGCAGUGAAAUGGCCCCUUUAUGAUGCAGCUUCAAGGCUGAUUGUCUCCUGACUGUUAAUUUAUCCUUCUAACGAGCCACCGGAGGCCCGUUCGGACAAAUGCUACUGCACGCUGCUGUCUUUGAGGCCGUACAUCUGCAUGCGUCACUGUAUCUAUGUAGGCACUGGAUGACUGUGAUGGACAAUCUUGGAGAGAAGUCCUACUGUAGCUCUUCUAAUCAUGAAGAGCCCCCCCCCCCCCCCGCCCCACUGGUAUUCGGGUGAGUGCAGCUCUCGAUGACUGUACUGCCCUCCUGUAAGAACCCAGCAAAGAUCUGGGUUGCAGUUCGCUGCAGGUCAUGAGGUCAAAUGCAGGGUGAGCCAUUGCCAAGAGCAAGGGUGACUGCGAUUGCCAGCAUUUCCUAUCAUAGCUGUUUUUAACCUUGAGCUAUAGAGGUGAGAAACACUCCCAUACAGUACAAGUAUCUGUAUAGGGCGAGCAGUGCUAGCUUGCCAUUGUGAUGGCUUUUAACCUUUUCUAGAGAGAUGGAGAGGGAGCAAAGGAGAGACACAGGAGGCAGAUGACAGAAACAGAGAGACGGCUUUCAGUGUUUGAGCAGUGUCUAGCAUAUUGUAAGCCAGUGUGUUCAAUAGGAUUAGCGUCUAAUGGCCUUAGCUUAUACAUAAAUGCAGCUCCUGUCAACCUUGGGUACAGUAAAUUUCUGAACACAGCUGAUUUGUCACAACCACUAAAAAUAAGAAAAAAUGCAUUUACUUAUUUUUGCACUUGUGUGGGUCACCGCUGCAAAGAGAAAUAUAAGUAAUAUGAAAUACUUGGUUCAUGGGGUCAAAAUAGCGACAAAACUGUUGUAUGUACAUUUUGGUGUGAGGUAUCUGUGUACUAUAUAUGUAAGCUUCUUUAUUUUUCUUGUGAAAAUGUGGAUAUUUAUGACAAUGUAAAUAUCAGAUCGAUGGAGCCAGUGUUGUGGAAGUAAAGAGGAAGGCGUUGUGCGUUCAGCCAAGCCUGAAGUUCAAAUGUUUCACAGGUUAAUUCAGAAUGUAAUUUUUAAUCUAAUGAAUACCUCGGUGGUUUGGAUGUUAAAAAACAUGCUGGACCAACUGAGCUGAGUUUGCCUAAAGAGUCGAUUUGUAUAGAUAAAAAAAAAAAAAAAAAAAAA
Molecule: messenger RNA, 4793 nt
Organism: Anoplopoma fimbria (sablefish)
Lineage: Eukaryota; Metazoa; Chordata; Actinopteri; Perciformes; Anoplopomatidae
Product: nectin-2-like
Exons: 7
Coding region: 445-2019 (524 amino acids)
Source: RefSeq, a predicted model, not a curated record